AUGGCGGAUCUCUCGAAUACAUUUGUGCGGGAAAUUGAAAUAUUUAACUGCAGUUUAAACAUUCACCAAGCUUAUAUCGGUGAUGUCGGCUGUGUAAUAUGGGAUGCAGCCUUAGUGCUUGCCAAAUAUUUAGAAAAAACAAGAAAAGAAGACUUAAAUAAUAAGAAAGUUCUUGAAUUAGGAGCCGGGACAGGGAUUGUUGGUCUGUGUUGCUCUCUGGCAGGGUAGGAAAAUAGCAUUGAUAGUAGUCUCCGACGCAGCUGUGUUGGAGACUAGUAUCGGGUGCGAGGUGUAGUAUACUAGGAAAAUAGUUGCCUAGGAAAUAUUUUUUGUAUUUCUUGUUUUUCCAUGUUAUUUGGAAGGAUUAGGGUUGAGAUUUUAGGGUUGGUGUGAUUUUGGGAUUAUAUAGGGUUAGAAUUAUGGUGGGAUUAGGAUUAGAGCUAGACUUAAUUAGGGCUAGGAUUAGAGUUAGGAGUAAAGGAUUAGGGUUAAGAUUUGGAUUUUGGAUCUUAGGAUUAGAGAGGACAGGGUAAUAUAUUCUGUCCCAAAGGACUAGCUGAUCCAAUUUGCAUUGAGAAGAGAGUGAAUCUAAUAUAUUUAUAUUUAUAAACAAUAUGUAAUUUCAUAUUUUCAUUUUCUACAGAGCUGAUGUAACUUGUACAGAUCUGAAAGAUUUGCAAUCAUUAAUUGAAUUAAAUAUGAAAGUGAAUAAAACAAAUUUGAAAGGAAAAUUUGAAUAUUGUGAAUUGAAGUGGUGAGAAAUUAAUAAUAUAAAAGUUACCCCAAAACACUCUGUUCAUUUUUACUCCCAGGCGGUCGGGCAAGAAGGGUGCAAGCGACACCACUGAGCGAGCUUUUUACAGGGGUUAGGUGUUAGAGUUAAAGACUUGCACACAAAGUAGGUGGGGUGAAGUGAAAUUUUGGUGGGGUUGAACACUUUAUAAGAGGGGUUAGAGAGAUUCUAAGGGGGGGGGGGGGUAAUCCCCACCCAGUAAAUCCGCCCAUGCCUGAAAGAUGUUAGGAAAUGGGUUAGGAUAAUAUGGAAAUUGACUCAGAUAAUUGCACUGUUUUUAGGGGAGAAAAUCUGAAGUCAUUCAAUCCUGUAGAUGUUCUUGUCAUGUCUGAUGUAAUAUACUACGAGGAGGUUUGUCUGACACUUCUGAUCAAAAAUAAGAUAUUUCAUAUGAUUCAUGCCUAAAUUGAGAAACUAUAUUGUGAUUUAUAAUUUUAGUCCCUAAGGCCUUUGACCAACACAAUAUGCCAUCUAGCAAAUGAAAAUACUGAAGUGUUAGUUAGCUACGAAGAACGACUUGAUGGAAAUAAACCUUACUUGAAGCAGCAGUUUUUUGAGGUACUGCUUCUUUGUUAGUAAAAAUAAAAUAUAUACUCAAUAAUUUGUACACAAAUGCGUUAAUGAUCAUGAACAAAACGCAAAAAAAUGAACACCGUAUCGUUGUCUUGAUAUGCAUUUUGAUUUUAGAUUCUGGAGAAAGGAUUUGAGAUGCACACUAUACCAGCGGAAGAUCAGGACCCAAUAUUCCAAAGCAGCGACAUACAUAUUGUCAAUAUGAAGAAGAGAAAGCAAUCAUGACAGAAUCAAUGAUGUUUAGACAAGACCAAGUAAUAGACAAGACCAGGUAAUACAGUCUUAACAAGUUUCCGUCAACACAUCAAAGAUCGUUCUUGAACUCUCCUAUGACGAUGUGAAAUUGCAUUUAUUCCCAUUCGUGAUUUCAAAUAAAAACUGUUGAGUUGUGAUUACCGAUUUGUAAGAACCAAAUUUAUCUCCUAUCUAUAAGUGAAUAUAACACGCCAUCUAAAUAGUAUAUUCUUAUUUCACCAGUUCCAUUAUUUCAUAAUCUAUGUGCUACCUACACUAAGACACAAAUUUUAUCUUCUAUCUAUAAAAAUGUUAGUCAAUGUAUCACGUCUUUUCGGGAUUACUUCGUAAUUCUUCUUACAGGAACAAAUUGGGGGCAACACUUCUCCCGUAUCAUGACAACAUUUGGAUAAUUUAUCAGUUGUUCUCCUCAACUCUUGUGUAGAAUCAUUUUGUAAUUGUGUAAAAUCCUCCUUAAAUUUUGACCAUUUUUCAAUUUCUCUGACAGCAUGUACGGGACGGUUUGGCAACGUGUUUUCCUGUGGAAUAAAAUGUGAGCAAGUUAUUACAGCUCCAGUCUAAAUAUGAUGUGUAAAGGUACCACUACUAUCUUUUACUACUGUAACUGGUACUGUAUGUUGUGAUUUGACAGAUCUAAGUUUUGCCUUAAAUAUUGGCCACGUAUUGACUGCGAAAUACGUCCACAAAAAGCCUUGAUCUUCAAGAAUGUCUUACGGCAGCUCACAAAAUAAAUUCGGCAAAAAUGGCGAAAGAAACUUUUCUAUAUGAACAAACUAGCGUGAAUAUUCGUGUACGCAGGAAUAUGAACUCAAAAGAAUUUCCAAAACGAGCAAACCGUGUCUCGGUUUGCUGAGUAACGUCGCACAACUUAACUGAUCUCAACAAAAAAGAAGAAAAUGUUUUCCAGGUAAAACUACGCAAUCCACCCAAUCGUGCCCAAAUAAAGUGAAAGCAUGAAUAAUAAAAACAAUACAUCUUCGCAAGCAUUAUCAAUAAAGGAUCUAAUGAAGGAUUUUGUUAAAACCAAAAAUGAACAAUUGAAGAACGUAUGGUGAAGGGACACAGAACAUUCAAUGAACAAUCGCACUGACUUCAACGGACAAUGGCCGGUCCAAGUUUUAUACCUUAUACUGUACGUUCUACUGUACACAUCUAGGGCUAUUCCCUUUCCUGAUUAAAUAUUUAUAUUUGAAUUCAGGAACGAAGCUGUAAGUCACUCCCUUACCAUAUUAUUAGACGUUUUUACAUCUUUCAGCUCUUGCAAUGUCUAAAUGCGGAUACCAGCAAUGAAUAUUUUGAGAAAUAUUAAUAAAACUUACCAAAGUGAACAGCCCAUCUGAUCCACGUCUGCUUGCUAUACCAAUCCUUUUCUGUCUUUGCUUUUCCCGGAAGAGAUUGGAAGCUUUCCAAACAUUUCUGAACGUUGUGAAACUUGGCUUUAUUCUACUUUGUUCCACAUGUCGAACCGCCUUUCCAAAACUAAGAUCAAUCACCGGCACUGUUUGUUGUCGACUGAGAAGUUGGUUAUCACAGUCCAUGCUUUUAUUCUGUGUUGAUGUAAUAGCCAGUUUGAAUCCUGUAGUCUUCUGUUCCAUGGUUUUAUUUUGAGCUGGUGUUACAGCUGGUUUAACUUCUGUAGUCCGUUUUAAUGCUGAAUUGUGUUUAAUGCUGCCAUUCUGUAAUGGUGUAAUAGCCAGUCUGAUAUUCCUUUUCAAUACUGAACUUUCCUUAAUCGAGUUCUGUUCAAGCGAACCUAACGACAAGCCUGAAAUAUCUUCGCAAACAUUUUUCUCAGCAAUGCAGGGACCGGGCUUUCUCUCCGCCUGUUGAGAUUUUAAAUCAUUCCAAUGUUUUAAAUGGAGAUUUUUUCUUCCAAUUUGGCUUCCUUUGUUGUUUUCAAUAAUGUCCACAUUUACGCGUUUAUUAUUACCAAGAAUAUAGUCAUUGUCCCAUGAAACAUGUUGAUUAUAACUUGUUAAGCUGUCGUUCUUGUUUCUUGUAUCGUCAUUACUAUUAUUACGUAGAAAAUGGUUGUCUUUUACAACAUUGUCGUUCCUAAAAUCUUCACAUUUAUUUGGUAAACUGUCAUUGUUUUUCCUUUUGUCCUUUUCCAACCUGACCGUGUCAAACUCUAUGCUGCAAACAUUUUCAGAUUCAAACGUACAAUAAGUCGUUGCAUUCUCAUUUCGUAAUAAACUUUUUCUGGUAUUCCUCUUAUGUAUGUCUUCUUCUCUAGACUCUGAAGAAGAAGACAGCGAAGGCUCUUUUUCUGCGUACGUGGUAGUAAGUCUUCCUUGAUAAUUGCCAACCAGCUGUUCAGAAAUGCUAGAUGAAUCGCUUUGUUUCUCCAUACUAUGAGCUUCGUCCAGUUGCAACCUAUUUUUAUGUUGUCUUGAAGAACGAGACUCUUCGUAUAUUUCCUUAUAAUCAAACGAUGAAUCCAUAACGUUUGUAUUUCUGGUUUCAUUAGUUCUACAACCUGUUUUGUCCACGCCAUAAACCUCAGUUUUUGUUGCUAGACAAUCUUCUUGCUCCUGGUCUGAAAUAACUUCUUCAGAAUAUUUGGUUAGUUGUUUGUCCGUAGCUAGUAGUAUCUCAUUCUCACAACAUUCAUUUUCCACCAUCGAAAAUUCAGAGUCUGAACUGUAUUUAGUUAUAAAACAAGUAUCCAACGAAUUCUCACUCAAUUCAUUAUCAUGAAUGUUUACUCGUGGGAUUUCAGGUUGUGAACUAUAUUUUGUUAUAAUACAGGCAUCAUCACUCAUAUUUGUAUCCAUUGAUUCAAUCCUACAUUUGCGAUUCUGUUGUUGUUCAGUUGAAGCUUCAGAAACUGUGUCAUCUCUGUUUUCACAAGGUAAUCCAGCAUUCUUCACUAAGUCUAAUUUCUGGUUGGGAAAAUCUGGUUGUUCAGUCUCCAGAGAUUCACUGUCCAGAUUUUGGGAGAUUUCUUCUGUUUCAUUCGUUGAAUUUUUUAUAAUUGCUGAAACAUGCCAUGCCCCGCAGGAAAUCU
Molecule: messenger RNA, 4631 nt
Organism: Paramuricea clavata
Lineage: Eukaryota; Metazoa; Cnidaria; Anthozoa; Malacalcyonacea; Plexauridae
Source: the annotation of a GenBank genome assembly